AUGGCGUCCUCCGUAGUGGCAAGGGGAGCGGCUGGCGGGCGGCAGGCCCUACCGCCAGCGGGGAGCCUCGGGCGGCUAUUCCCGCGCAGAAGCUGCGUGACGGAGCUGAGCGCUCUGGGGGCCAGGCCGCCGGGCCGCGGCCCCCUCGUCCCCUUCGGGCUGCUGCGGAAGCUGCAGCGCGCCCUGCGCCGGGCAGGUUCUCCUGUGUAUCUCCAUGAGCUACUGGAAGGCAGCGAGAUUUAUCUCCCUGAAGUGGAGAAACCUCCAAGGAACCCAGAGCUGGUGGCCCGUCUGGAGAAGAUAAAGGCUAAGCUAGCCAAUGAGGAAUACAGGCGGAUAACAAGAAACAUCAACUGCCAGGAACUGAACCGAUACGGGACUCUGGCUGACUUGGGAAAGCAAGUUAGGUCCAUGAAAGCCUUGGUCAUCACCAUAUUCAACUUCAUUGUCACAGUGGUGGCUGCAUUUGCCUGCACAUACCUGGGCAGCCAGUACAUCUUCACAGAAAUGGCAGCGCGUGUGCUGUCAGCUGUGAUCGUGGCCUCAGUGGUGGGCUUGGCUGAACUGUACGUGAUGGUGCGGACCAUGGAAGGGGAGCUCGGACGAUUGUAGUCAGGCGGCUUUCACUUAGACUGUGAUCCUUUUGCUGGAGGUCUUUUCCUCCCCUGUGGGUUAUUAAUUUGUUCACAGGUACGUUUGGCUUUGGUCCAUUGGGUUGCUGUGCUUACUGCAGUUUCCUCACACUAUGUCCCUUAUUCCUGCCAUGUUUGAAAUGAAUCACCAGAUGCACUGAAUGGGGGCCUUGUGGCAUGGAACAGAAGAGUCAGCAGCAGUGGGAGGUUUCAAAUCCACGACUGCCACAGGGAGGAGUGAGGGGACUUAUUGCUGCCUCAUCUUCUAGCGCUGAAGCUGCUGUCCCUUGUUCAAAAUAAAUGGGUUCUGUGUGCAUUAGAA
Molecule: messenger RNA, 954 nt
Organism: Chelonoidis abingdonii (Abingdon island giant tortoise)
Lineage: Eukaryota; Metazoa; Chordata; Testudines; Testudinidae
Gene: VMA12
Product: vacuolar ATPase assembly factor VMA12
Biological process (GO): vacuolar proton-transporting V-type ATPase complex assembly
Cellular component (GO): endomembrane system
Source: RefSeq, a predicted model, not a curated record